This is a messenger RNA of Lipotes vexillifer (Yangtze River dolphin), 942 nucleotides long. Its product is annotated as Leucine-rich repeat-containing protein 29. Gene Ontology annotation, molecular function: protein binding. Lineage: Eukaryota; Metazoa; Chordata; Mammalia; Artiodactyla; Lipotidae. Gene Ontology annotation, biological process: SCF-dependent proteasomal ubiquitin-dependent protein catabolic process. The record is from RefSeq and is a predicted model, not a curated record. Gene Ontology annotation, cellular component: SCF ubiquitin ligase complex.
AUGGCUGAAUCUCUGCCGCUGGAGAUGCUCACAUAUAUUCUGAGCUUCCUGCCUCUGUCAGAUCAGAAAGGGGCCUCCCUCGUGAGUCAGGCUUGGUGCUGUGCAGCCCAGAAUGCCCUUCGGGAGCAACCAGGCCUUACCUUCCUGGACCUCAGCGGCUGCUCAGAACUGGCUGACGGGGCACUCUUGGCUGUGAGCCGGGGCCUGCGGCGCCUGUGGCACCUGAGCCUGAGGAAGCUGCAGCAGCUGACGGAUGCGAGAUGCUCAGCCCUAGGGGGCCUGCGGGAGCUGCAGAGCCUCAACAUGGCCGAGUGCUGCCUGGUGAGAGGGCGAGAGUUGGCCCAGGCCCUGGGCUUGGUGUGCGGAGCUCCACACCCACUGGCCUCCCUCAGCCUGGCCUACUGCUCCUCCCUCAAGCCACGCCGAGAGCUGGGCAUCGGGCCUCCAGCCGCAAGAGGACCCUUCUCCCCUGCCACAGGGCCCGCCCUACUCACGCUGCAGGCCCUACAGGACUUGGACCUCACGGCCUGCAGCACUGAUGCCAGUUUGACCAAGGUGCUCCAGGUCCCCCAGCUGAGGCGGCUGUCACUGAGCCUGUUGCCAGCACUCACAGACAAGGGCUUGCUGGCUGCGGCCAGAAGCUGCCCCAGUGUGGAGCGCUUGGUGCUGAGUCACUGCAGCCGCCUCAGCGACGAGGGCUGGGUCCAGGCAGUCGGCUCCCGGCCAAGGCUGCAGCACCUCAACCUGUCCAGGUGCAGUCAGCGCUCGGAGCAAACGUUGGGUUCCACUGGGCAGGCGUGCAAGCAGCUCCGGUUGGCAGAUGUGGCCAUGUGUCCUGGCAUCAGCAUGGCUUCCGUCAGGCGCUUCCAAGCCCAACUGCCUGAGGUGACCUGCGUCCAGUCCCGCUUCGUGGGAGGGGCUGACCUGACCCUAACACUCUGA